Pelmatolapia mariae (spotted tilapia) is the source of this 778-nucleotide messenger RNA. RefSeq names its product ubiquitin thioesterase OTUB2-like. Gene Ontology annotation, cellular component: nucleus. Gene Ontology annotation, biological process: protein K48-linked deubiquitination. Gene Ontology annotation, molecular function: ubiquitin binding; cysteine-type deubiquitinase activity. The transcript has 6 exons. The record is from RefSeq and is a predicted model, not a curated record. The coding region runs from base 94 to 777 and encodes 227 amino acids. Lineage: Eukaryota; Metazoa; Chordata; Actinopteri; Cichliformes; Cichlidae.
AGAAAGUAGGAACGAAAACGCAACGAUGUUUUGACACGCGUAUUUCUUAACUGUAGUUACGGGUUUUUUGUAUUGUUUCCAGGUUGUUGAAAUAUGAAGAUGGAGGAUGGCAGCUUGAUUUCAUGUAGAGAGGACAUUUCUUCGCUGUUCCCUGCGCAAAUGCCGAGUGCCAAACAGCAAGAUCUGAGCAGCCAGUUUUCCGCCGUAAGAAAAGUUUGCGGCGACGGGAACUGCUUCUACAGAGCUUUCUGCUUUGCAUACUUGGAGUCAGUCCUACACAGUGCCAGGGAUUUGCAGAGGUUCAAGGACAAGAUAAUCCAGGGCAGCGCAAUUUUGGUCUCUGCGGGAUUUGAGGAGGAUUUCUUCAGGCACCACCUGGACAUGGUUCUUCAUGUUGUUGAGCAAUGCCAAGCAGAUGUAAAUGCACUAUUCAGGCUCUUCAAUGAGCAUACUACCUCUGACAGUGUUGUGCAGUAUCUCAGGCUGCUCACUUCAGCACACCUGCAAAACAAUGCAGACUUCUUCCGCAACUUUGUGGAAGCACCUGAUCUACAUGUCUACUGUCAUCAAGAAGUGGAGGCUAUGGCGAUGGAGUGUGAUCAUGUGGACAUCUUGGCUCUGUCCCAGGCUCUGGACAUCUCCAUCCACAUCGUCUCUAUGGAAGGUGACGAACAACAGCUGGCUCACCACAUCAUUCCAGAAAAUGGGGACCCAUCCCUGCAUCUCCUCUACCACACAUCUCAUUAUGAUAUUCUCUACCCUCGGGCACAACUAUGAC